UGCGAGUAGUGGCGUUGUCGGAUUGGCCCAAGAGGAAUUGGUCUUGGAUAAGAGGGUGCGAGCCGACGGUCAAAGCGAACAGAGAGGGAGACUCCGGGUGAGCGAGAGAAGAGUCGGCGGUGGGGAGGACGGCGAACUAGAGAGGGACUCCGGGAACAGUUUGGAUGCACACUGUGCAAGGACGGUGAUUCAGUUAGCGGCGAGCCGCCGUCGGGAAAGCGUCGUCGUUGUCGGUUUUUUUCCUCCUAGCGUUGCGUUUUCGCGACACACACGCGCGCGGACGCGCGUUUACAAAAUCCUCCGGUCGCUCGCGUGGAAAACGAGACCCUACCGCGUCGCAGUUGCGUUCGAUGGUGGUCGAGGAGACGCGGGGAACAAUCGGCGAGCCGGAAGUAUCGUGAUUCCCGAUCGUGGCAAAUUUUUUUCAACGAUCGACGAUGCGAGUCGGAAGCGUGAUCGAGAGAAGCGCCGGGCGGCGGGCACCGAUGUUCUGAGAGGUUGGUCGAUCCGGUCAACAUGACGAGUUAGAGCGUGGAAUCGAGCAGGAUCGUGCACGGGAUCGCUACUCUCGUCCGAGUCUCUUGCGAGAGCGCAGAUCGAUUUCCCGAAGAGAGGACGAUUCGCGCCUAGGUGACACAGCGAGGGUGUCAGAGAGGGGGAGGGGCAGGGGAAAGAGAUAGGAGAUAGGAGAGAGGAGAGAGAGAAGAGAGAAGAGAGAAGAGAGAAGAGAGAAGAGAGAACGCGGGGAUAAAAGAAGAUUGGCGAGAAUGAAGAGUCGAGCGGCAUGGGUGCUCGGAGUGCUCCUCGGGGCGAUCCUGUUUCGUCGGGGGAACACGUUGGCGGGCAGCGAGUUGUACGCGAAAACGUUUUCCAGCCAGCAGCAUCCGUCGGACCCGUGCUACGACGAGGACAGGCCACGACGUUGCAUACCGGAUUUCGUGAACGCGGCGUUCGGCGCCGCGGUGGAGGCGUCCUCGACCUGCGGAAGCGGCGGUCCCACGAGAUACUGCGACGUGACCGAGCAGCCAGGAGGUAGCACCGGCAUAGGUCAGUGCCACGUCUGCGACGACAGCACGCCGCGGCGACGGUUCCCCGCCAGCUACUUGACGGACCUGAACAACCCCAACAACGUGACCUGCUGGCGCAGCGAGCCGCUGGUCACGUCACAGAGUUUCUCCGCGCCGCCGGACAACGUGACCUUGACCCUCUCUCUAGGAAAGAAGUACGAACUGACCUACGUGAGCCUGCAGUUCUGCCCGAAGGCGGCCAAGCCGGACUCGAUCGCGAUCUACAAAUCGAUGGACUACGGUAAGACGUGGCAGCCGUUCCAGUUCUACUCGUCCCAGUGUCGUCGCGUCUACGGCAGACCGAACAGAGCCACCAUCACCAAGGCGAACGAGCAGGAGGCGAGGUGCACGGACAGCCACAGGUACACGGGCGGCGACGGCCUCGGUCCCGUCGGCAGGAUCGCGUUCAGCACCAACGAGGGCCGUCCGUCGGCCGCCGAUUUCGACAACUCGCCGGUCCUGCAGGAUUGGGUCACCGCCACCGACGUCCGCGUCGUCUUCAAUCGCCUCCACAUGCCCCAGCAACCCUCCCAGGAACAGGUCUCGCAGCUGGCCAACGGCGACAAUCGCGAUCACGGCCUUGACCUCGGCCUCGAGGAGCUGACGAAACGCGAGAGGGAGCGGGACGAGAGGCUCAAGAGCCAGAAGAACCUGAUACGCGGCUCCCUGGACCCGCUGGCGACCGCGUUGCCGUCGGUCCAUCAGGUGAUCGCGCCCCAGGAGAUGCAGUCCAACGACGCGGUCGACGUACCGGAGAUGAGCUUCGCCGCGGUGACCGUAUCCUCGCCGACCACCACCACCACCCUGACGAACCAGCUCGGUAUCACCACGCUCGCCCAUCACUACGCCGUCUCGGACUUCGCCGUCGGCGGCAGGUGCAAGUGCAACGGUCACGCGGCAAGGUGCAUCCCGGGCAAGGACGGCGAGCUUGCCUGCGAGUGCAGGCACAACACCGCCGGCAGGGACUGCGAGAGGUGUCGCCCGUUCCACUUCGAUCGACCCUGGGCCAGAGCCACUACCAGAGACGCUAACGAAUGCAAAGUGUGCAACUGCAAUCUUCACGCGAGAAAGUGCAGAUUCAACAUGGAACUGUACAAGCUGUCUGGCCGUGUCAGCGGAGGCGUAUGUCUGCAGUGCCGGCAUUUUACGGCAGGAAGACACUGUCAUUAUUGUCGGGAAGGUUACUACAGGGACCCAGCGAGACCGAUCACGCAUCGUAAGGCCUGCAAACCGUGUGACUGUCACCCGAUCGGAGCCUCCGGGAAAACUUGUAACCAAAGUACCGGCCAGUGCCCGUGUAAAGACGGUGUAACCGGCACCACGUGUAACCGAUGUGCCAGAGGCUACCAACAGAGUAGAUCGCACAUUGCACCUUGCAUCAAAAUACCGAGGGUGGUGCAGACACAGGGCACGGCUGGCGAGGAGAGCGGGGAACACGAAGACGAAGACGACGAGCGCAAUUACAAUGGACGAGCCGACCAGUGUGGAAAGUGUCGAGCCAGCACCAAGAGGUUGAACCUGAACAAAUAUUGCAAAAGAGAUUAUGCCAUUCUGGGCAAAAUAACGGACAGACACAAAAAGAACGACGGCUCGACGGCUGGAACGAGCGUGUCCGGCUCGGAUUGGAUACGUUUCACCCUAAACGUCGACUUCAUCUACAAAAAGGCCCCGAACUCGAGAAUUCGUCGCGGCGACGUGUUCCUUUACGUGCACACGGCCGACUUGGCCUGCAGGUGCCCAAAAAUCAAACCGAACAAGUCGUAUUUGAUUCUUGGCCAAGAGAGCGAUGGCGGAGGUCAAGGUGGACUGACAGUGACGCAGAGGUCAAUUGUUAUCGAGUGGCGCGACGAGUGGCAUCGCCGAAUGCGACGCUUCCAGCGAAGGGCAAGAUCGUGUCAUUGAACUAAUUCGCGUCGUACCAAGGAAAAUAGACGGAGAAAAAGAGGGGAGAUUAAGAGUGAGAGUGUGAGAGAGAGAGAGAGAGAAAGAGAGAGAAAGCGAGAGAGAAAGAGAGAGAGAGAGAGAGAGAGAGAGAGAGAGAGAGAGAAAAGGAAGAGGACAGAAACGAGAGAUCGAGGAACAAAAGUCCAACCUUUGCUCGUAUUUGUAGAAAGGUACAACGUUCAUUUUUCAAACUGCCAAUAGCUGUAUGUAUUUUCGCGUACCUACUUUUUCGCACGAAAUACUCAACGACGUCCUAAGAUUAACGAUAAGUAACAAAACCGCAUUGCCCGGUGAAAUGCUAGCGAGAACUCGUAACUAUGAUCAAUUAACGAAAUGUAUACAUACGUUCAAUUGAAUCGUUUGAUAUAACGAACGGGUCCUGAGACUUUGAAGUAAUAAUUGGAAAAUAAUUAAACGAUACGUGGCUCUCGAAAAUAUUUAAACACUUGAUAGUUACGUAUUUAAAUUAAGUCCAAGACUAACUUAAAACUAACAUUUACACAUCCAUCGAUCGCCAUAUUUUACUAUUUUCGACGCUAUUGUUUGAACCAACAAUUUUAAUACACCGUUUUCUACACUUUACUGUAAUAUUUUUUUUGUCCACUAGACGCCAUUUUCUUUUAUGGUCCCUUCUGUAUUACAUUUUUACGUCUUGCUAAUAGAUGGUGCACGAGAACAUCCUUCAGCUACCAUCGAUGCCCAAUUGUGAUUCGGAAGUAUUCUUGACGAUAAGAUAAUUUUUAUUCGCGAUAUAAUAAGCAGUAGAUUUUUCCGAUACUACUUCACUACCGAUUCUCUUGCAAAAUUGCGAGACUUUGAACGCUGUUGCCCUUGGACCGACUACCAUCGAACUGACUAAUGUUUACGAUCCGUGAUCUUCGGGAAUCCUCGGUCGUCAGAGUUCGUAUACUUUCGUGAGC
Colletes gigas is the source of this 3931-nucleotide messenger RNA. Its product is annotated as netrin-1-like. The transcript has 7 exons. The record is from RefSeq and is a predicted model, not a curated record. Lineage: Eukaryota; Metazoa; Arthropoda; Insecta; Hymenoptera; Colletidae. Gene Ontology annotation, molecular function: protein binding. Bases 768 to 2969 code for a protein of 733 amino acids.